Molecule: messenger RNA, 1311 nt
Organism: Saccostrea cuccullata (small rock oyster)
Lineage: Eukaryota; Metazoa; Mollusca; Bivalvia; Ostreida; Ostreidae
Product: complement C1q tumor necrosis factor-related protein 4-like
Exons: 6
Coding region: 739-1278 (179 amino acids)
Molecular function (GO): protein binding
Source: RefSeq, a predicted model, not a curated record
AGGUAUGACUUUCAUAUUUGAUUUUUUGCAUAGAAAACGUCAUUUUUGGACCACCAUUUGAUCCCCCGAGGCAAAUUCAAGAUUCCAAAACCUUAUACUGCACAUCUACAUGACACCACCAACCAUCUCCCAAAAGAUGAUUAGGCUACUGUAUAAAAUGUAGGAGGAGUUCAGGGAAGACGGGGCUUUUUGCAUAAAAAAACAUCAUUUUUCGACCCCCAUUUGAUCUCCCGAGGCAAAUUCAACAUUCCGAAACCUUACUGCACAUCUACAUGACACCACCAACUAUCUCCCAAAAGAUGAUUAGGCUAAUGUGUAAAAUGUAGGAGUACUUCAGGGAAGACGGGGCUUUUUGCUUAAAAAAGAUCAUUUUUCAACCCCCACUUGAUCCCCCGAGGCAAAUUCAACAUUCCGAAACCUUACUGCACAUCUACAUAACACCACCAAACAUCUCCCAAAAGAUGAUCAGGCUACUGUUUAAAAUGUAGGAGUACUUCAGGGAAGAAAAAUGUGACAGACCAUUGGACGGACGGACGUGCUUGUAUUUGAUGUGAAUAAUCUACCCCAGCCUGAAAUGAAGAUAAUCCUUAUUCCAUGGAGUUAUCUGUGCAGGAUCCUUCCGGGAAAGAUACAGAAAAGGUUUUAAAACUAAUUUUACGCCCCCCCCCCCCCCAAAUCAACAACUAAAGGCAAAUAGGGUUAUAUAUUCCGGAGGGACACCUGAGGCACAUUUUGAAGAUGAAGACCUGUGUGUCGUGUAUUUUACUGGUUGUGCUCUGUAGUAGCGCGGUUAAAGCACUAUCUAAAGACUGGGCCUACUUUUAUUUAAAAUCCGCCUGCUCAUUGAUGGGAAACUCGGGAGGAAUGCAAUCUCAAAGAAGUGAUUCCCGCGUGAUUGCAUUCCAGGCAAAAGCUAACAAACGUCUGGUCAACAUCCCAAGACACCAUGCAGUCAAGUUUGGACAUAUAAUUAUCAAUAAAGGUGGCGGAUAUGACAGCAGCACCGGAAAAUUCACAGCCCCCGUUGCUGGUGUAUAUUUCUUUGACUGGACCAUUGUGACAGAUAAUGGCGACCAAUUUAACACAGAAAUCGUCAAAAAUGGCACUGUAUACGUCAGCAAUCUUUGUCGGUCAAGGGUAAUAAAAAAUUAUGAAAAGCCUUGCACUGCGACGGCAAGAAUUGAAAUGAGGAGAGGAGAGAAAGUAUGGAUAAGGGUAACAGAUAUAGGAAGAGAUGCCCACAUGACAUGGUCAACCUUCGGAGGUCACAAGUUGUAAAUGAAAUAGAAAAAAAUAACCAGAAUAAAGCAU